GAGAGGUGAACGUUGGACUGGAGCUCUCCUCUCGGCAGUCCCGCGGACCCUGCUAUGGACGUCAGGUUCUAUCCGGCUCCCCCCUCCAGCGUGGGUGCGUGCACGUUAGCGCCUGACUCCACUUUGGACUAUUACCACUCCAACAAGAGCAGAUACGCCAGUGCAGAUCGAGGCGUGAGGCUCUACAGUUCUCUGCCCAUGCGCCCCAACCCCGACGGCAAGAGACUGUCAUCUUCUGGGUUUGAUGGUGACAACAUGUACAUGAAUGAAAACAACCAUGAGUUCCUCCCGCCCAGCCAGAACUACACAGCUCAGACUGGUGGCGGUAGCGGCAGUAACGGCGGAGGAGCAGGAGGCGGCGGCGGAGGCGGCGGCAGCGGCGGCGGCGGGGGAACGGCCAGCGGCAACGGAGCCGGGGAUGAAGACUACGAGAUCCCCCCCAUCACUCCGCCCAACCACCCGGAGCCUCCUCUCCUACACCUGAUGGAGCACGACUCCACGGGCUACCUCUGCCAUUCACUGUCACACAACGGCCUCAUCAACCCUUAUUCGUACCCGGAGCUGCCCACCCUCAUGAUGUCCAACAUGCUGGCGCAAGACGGCCAGCUGGUCUCUGGCCAGAUGCCCUCAAUGCACGAGAUGGCUUUGCACCACCACCACCUCCACCAACAGCAGCAACAACAACAACACCAUCACCACCACCAGCAGCAGCACCACCCAGACGACGUUCGUUACGACCCCGCCCGUAACCACGCCCUGAUUAACCGCUCGCCUCCGAUACUGGCCAACCCAAUGAGCGCGCUGUCCCAGCUGAACCCUCAGCUGGGCCGGAGCGCUCUUCCCCACGGGUCCCCCUCGCCUCCCGGGAGCAAAUCGGCCACGCCCUCCCCCUCCAGCUCCAAUCAGGAAGAGGAGACCGAUCCUCAUUCAAAGAUGACGGGGGAGAAACGGCCAUCGUCCGAGAUGAUGAAGCCCAAGCCCAAACCGCAGAAAAAGAAGAAGAAGAAGGACCCCAACGAGCCCACCAAGCCCGUGUCUGCGUACGCGCUCUUCUUCAGGGACACACAGGCGGCCAUCAAGGGGCAGAAUCCCAAUGCAACGUUCGGUGACGUGUCCAAGAUCGUUGCGUCCAUGUGGGACGGCCUGGGAGAGGAGCAGAAACAGAACUACAAGAGGAAAACAGAAGCGGCUAAAAAGGAGUACCUGAAAGCCUUGGCUGCCUACAGAGCCAGUCUGGUUUCCAAGACAUACAAUGACCCCUUGGAGACAAAAAGUGCCCAAACAAGCCAAGCGUCUCCUCACAUGCUGCCCGCCAACCCCUCCCUGUACAGCGUUCCGCCCCCUCCCCAGUCUUCGUCACCCUACCUGGGGCCGGGGUCCUUCCCCCUCGCCGACCUGCAGAGCUACGCCGGCCACGCCCCUCGCCACGCCCUCUCGCAGACGCUCAGCCAAUCGCAGAUGCUGCCCAGCAUUAGUGCCUCUCCGCCCUCCUCCUUCCAGAUCAGCCCGCCGCUCCACCCCCACCAGCAGCUGUCACUGCACCAGAGCUCGCUGCUCAACCAGCCAAUCCGCAUGCAACAGGUCCAGUCCCAGCCAAUCAUCUCUCACCAGAUGGGCCUGCAGGCCUCCCUUCACUCCCCACCUCCAGGCCAGCAGGGCUUUCCACACCUCCAGUCAGAGUAUCAGAAGAGCAUCGGAGGGCCACAGUCUCCAGGAGGGUCCGGGGGUCCCGGUCCGGGUCCGGGGGUUUCUUCCGGCCACGACUGGGACGGGGAAUACUGCAAUCGGGAGUGCGGCAACCACUGCAGCGGCAGCAUGAUAGGCAGGGACAAGCCCCUCUACCUCACCUGAGCCCCCACCCACACAUCAAAAGCGGCCACCAACGGGGCCCGACCGACCGCCUCCUCUCUCCCUUUCCUCCUCCCUUACAUACGUGUACAUAUGUGUACUUAAACAUGCAAACACGCCGCUCCACGCCAUUGUUUCCUCUCAUGACGGGACUUUUCGGCGGGACCGGGUGGGCGGGGGGCAACUUCCUGUACAAGCACUUACGAGGCCCCCGCUCCCCUUGUGGUCGCUGCGCGGCAGGCGAGGCCGGGCUGUGGCGCGCUCGUCCUUUUUGUCCCCUCAGGGACCCCAUCCAGCUUUAAUUAGAGAAACUCUGUUCUUGAUGUUGUUGUUGUUGUUGUUGUUGUUACGCUUUUUAUUUAUUUCUGCCUUGCUUUUUUUUUCCCCCAACUCUGCUGUGGAGAUAUAUAUAUAUAUAUAUAUAUAUAUACUCCCACGCCUACAUUUUUGUUUUUGCUUAAAGGGGACAUAUUGUGGCAAAAUUGACUUUUUAAUGUUUGUAUACAAAUAGUUGUGUUUCUGGAGUGCCUGCCCACCUGUCUAGUGUGAAAUUAAACUACCAAGUGAAUCUUUAGUUAUCUGCCUGUUGUUUUUGAAAAUGUGUCUGAGAGCAUAUCUGCCUCACUGUGAUGUAACAAUGGGGCUAAUUUGCAUAAUAGCCUCCCGCGCAUCAAGUUUCUCCACCACUGACAUAACAGAUUAGCAUUAGCACACAUUACCUUCUUAUGACAAUGUUGGAAUUAGGGAUGGGAGAAUACCGACAUCAGGUAUCGAUAGCGGGCUGGUACCGGCCUCGUUUCAAAUUAUCGGGUACUCGUAAAGGCUGCCGAUACCAGCCAUCGAAACGUGAGGCAAAAAACUCUGACAUUAAGUAAGUCCACCUCGCCGGUAGCUGGCGCUACACUACAGGGGUUUUGACACGUUGGCAAAUCAUCAUGUGCGAUCCUUUUGGUAUUUUGGCAAAAUCAUGUCACGGAUGUUUUAUGAAGACACCUGGGAACAAUUUUAAACUGUGGAAAGAAAUGCACAAUAUGUCUCCUUUAAGGACCUGCAAAUUGAUAUAAAGAAAAGAUCAUGACUCUUUUUUUUUUUCUAUUUUUAUCGUUAUUUUUAAAUAUUAAAGACCCGUGGAGGUCCAACGAGCUGUCACACAGUGUGAUUGUAAAUACAACUUUUAUGGGAUCAAAUAAGGAAGUUCACAUAGGGUUCUUCGUCUUUAAAAAAAAAUUACAUGUACGUCAUUGAGAGCGUGCGUGUGUUUUUAUUUUUAUUUUUAUUUUUUUUAACUGAAUUCAACCCACAUUUCAUUAUAUGGAAGGACAUAAAAAAACAUAAUAAUAUGAAUAAGUUAAUAAUGCAUUGCCUCAAAUAAUUAAUAAGAAAAAAAAUGCCGCACCGUGAAGACAAUUUUAGAAUAUACAGUAUUUUAAUGUUGCUUUUUUAUUUUAUUUUUUUCUAUAGGUUUCUGGUUCUUUUGAUAUUUUUUAACUCCUGUGUGA
Messenger RNA from Phycodurus eques (leafy seadragon), 3347 nucleotides. RefSeq names its product TOX high mobility group box family member 2 (gene tox2). Lineage: Eukaryota; Metazoa; Chordata; Actinopteri; Syngnathiformes; Syngnathidae. Gene Ontology annotation, biological process: regulation of transcription by RNA polymerase II. The coding region runs from base 55 to 1851 and encodes 598 amino acids. The record is from RefSeq and is a predicted model, not a curated record. Gene Ontology annotation, cellular component: nucleus. The transcript is spliced from 10 exons. Gene Ontology annotation, molecular function: chromatin DNA binding.